Molecule: messenger RNA, 3003 nt
Organism: Heterostelium album PN500
Lineage: Eukaryota; Evosea; Eumycetozoa; Acytosteliales; Acytosteliaceae
Gene: myoE
Product: myosin IE
Exons: 6
Coding region: 1-3003 (1000 amino acids)
Biological process (GO): actin filament organization; vesicle transport along actin filament
Cellular component (GO): plasma membrane; cytoplasm; vesicle
Molecular function (GO): microfilament motor activity; ATP binding; actin filament binding
Source: RefSeq, a predicted model, not a curated record
AUGUAUAAAAAAGGAGAAGGUGUUCCAGAUUUCGUACUUUUGAACCAAAUCACAGAGAAUGCAUUCAUUGAGAAUCUUAUUACCAGACACAAGUCCGAUCAAAUCUACACCUACAUCGGAGAUGUAGUCAUUUCAUCCAAUCCAUUCAAAAAGAUGAACAUCUACAAUGAAAGUGAUAUCAAAUCUUACAAUGGUAGAUAUAAAUAUGAAAUGCCACCACAUAUUUAUGCUUUGGCAAAUGAUGCUUAUCGUUCAAUGAGACAGAAUCAAGAGAAGCAAUGUGUAAUUAUCAGUGGUGAGUCUGGUGCCGGUAAGACUGAGGCCAGCAAAAAGAUUAUGCAAUUCUUGGCCUACGUAUCCAAUAAGGCCACAUUGGAGGGUGACAAGAUCACAAAGAUGUUGCUCGAGUCCAAUCCAUUGUUAGAGGCAUUCGGUAAUGCCAAAACACUGAGAAACGACAACUCUUCGCGUUUCGGUAAAUACAUGGAGAUGCAAUUCAGUCCAUCCGGUGUACCAACUGGUGGAAAGAUUACAAAUUAUUUGUUGGAGAAAUCAAGAGUUGUAGGAAGAGCAAGUGGCGAGAGAAGUUUCCAUAUUUUCUACCAAAUGCUAAAGGGACUUUCUCAGGCAAAGUUGACAGAACUCGGUUUGACAUCGGCUGCCCAAACCUAUCAAUAUCUAAAGAGUAGCAAUUGUGUUGAUGUAGCGACCAUUGAUGAUGUUGCCGAUUUCAAGGCUGUUGUUAGAGCAAUGGAAACACUUGGAUUGAAGGAAAAUGAACAAUCAUCGAUUUGGAGAAUAUUAGGUGCAAUUCUACACAUUGGUAAUAUUACAUUCGAAGAGUUGCCAGAGCAAAAGGUUGGACAGGUAUCAGUUGGAAUCAAAGAUCCAAAGGCUUUGGCUGCCGCUGCCAAUUGUCUAAAGGUUGAACCAACUCAAUUGACUCGUGCUCUCACCUACAGAUCUAUCAAUACUGGUGUCGGUCGUAGAAUGUCCGUCAUUGCAGUGCCACUCGAUAAUGUCCAAGCCAUCUUCUCAAGAGAUGCACUUGCCAAGGCACUCUAUGAGCGUCUCUUCCAAUGGCUAGUGACAAGAAUCAAUCAUGAAAUCAAUGCCAAUGAGAAAGGUCUUGUAAUUGGUAUUCUAGAUAUUUAUGGUUUCGAAGUAUUCGAUAGAAAUAGCUUUGAACAAUUGAAUAUCAAUUAUUGUAAUGAAAAGUUACAACAAUUAUUCAUUGAGUUGACUUUGAAGAGUGAACAAGAGGAGUAUAUAAGAGAAGGUAUCGAAUGGAAGAAUAUCGAUUAUUUCAACAACAAACCAAUUUGUGAAUUGAUCGAGAAGAAACCAAUGGGUUUGAUUUCCUUGUUGGAUGAAUCUUGUUUAAUUGCCAAGUCCACAGAUCAAACAUUCUUAGGUCAAAUUACAAAUACAUUUGAUAAGAAUCAACAUUUCCAAAGUUAUCAAUCAACAAAAGAUAGAAGUAUUGGUGAGAAUUGUUUUAGAUUGAAACACUAUGCCGGUGAUGUUACUUAUGAUGUCUCUGGAUUCUUGGACAAGAAUAAGGAUACAUUGUUUGUUGAUUUGAUCAAUUCCAUGCAAUUGUCUGCAGAUCCAUUGAUUCGUAGUAUCUUCCCCUCACCCAAGCCAGAGGAUUCCAAGAGACGUCCAGAGACAGCGGGUUCACAAUUCAGAACUGCUAUCAAUGCGUUGAUUACAACACUGUUGGCAUGCUCUCCACACUACGUUCGUUGUAUAAAGAGUAACGAUAACAAGCAGGCCGGUGUCAUUGAUGAGGAGCGUGUUCGUCAUCAAGUGAGAUACCUCGGUCUUCUCGAGAACGUGCGUGUAAGAAGAGCUGGUUUCGCCAAUCGUCAGACCUACGAACGUUUCUCACAGCGUUACAAAAUGACAUGCAAACAAACUUGGCCAACUUUCAGAGGCAGUCCCAAGCAGGCAGUCGAGGCGAUCAUUGCCGCGCACGGCAUCGCCAAGGACGAAUUCCGUCUCGGAAAAACAAAGAUCUUCAUUCGUAAUCCAACUACACUGUUCUACUUUGAGGAGAAGCGUGAAGAGGAGUUGCCAAGAAUCGCCACUCUCAUCCAGAAAACAUGGCGUGGAUACCGCGCGCGUUCCAGAUGGAACCAGAGAAAGGCUGCCAUCAAAAUCCAGCUGUUCUACCGUAACUACAGAUUCAGACGUUGGUUCCGCGAUCUCAAUAGAGCAAUGGCUGACGUCGUCAAUGCUUUCAGCUACGGCAAGCAAAUUGCAUGGCCAAAGCAUCCGUCGACAAUUAAUCGCGCCGUCGAGUUGCUCCACAAGAUUCACAACACGUGGCGUGCCGAAAAGAUGGUAAUGAAGCUCGGAGCAGGUGCACCGGCAAUGCGACAAAAGGUACUUGCUCUCGACAUCUUCCGUGGCAACAAACCCUGGAAGUGUGGACGUAUCUUUGACGCCGACUACCUCGAGAAGCCAACGAAUCCGUUCCAACCAAAAUAUGUCGCCGCCAUGCAGAAUCUGUUUUCCACCUACGGUGACACCGAAGUGUUGUUUGCUGACUACGUUAUCAAAGUCAAUCCUAAAGGUGUUCCACAGAAGCGUGGUAUAGUAGUGACCAACGCCAACAUCUACAAACACGACCCAAAGAAUUACAAAGUGAAAAAGUGGGGAACCCCGCUUGCGGAUAUAACCUCGAUCUCUGCAUCGCCCAAUCAAGACACCUUCCUUGUGUUGCACUGUAAGCCACCACAACGUGAUUUGGUACUCGAUCUCGGAAUCAACGGAUACGAAGCACUCUCUGAGAUCACCACAGUCAUUGUACAACAAGUUCAGAAACUCACAGGUAUUCGCUUGAAAGUUCAAUUCUCACAGCAGAUCACCUAUAACAAUGCUCGUCCAAAGGGAGCAGACACUCAUCUUUCAUUCCAAGUGACAAACGAUCCAAAAGUCACCGGAUCAUCAUUCAAAAAAGGAAAAGAUCAUCAAGCAACCAUUUUAUAUAAAUAA